Molecule: messenger RNA, 1569 nt
Organism: Linum tenue
Lineage: Eukaryota; Viridiplantae; Streptophyta; Magnoliopsida; Malpighiales; Linaceae
Source: the annotation of a GenBank genome assembly
AUGCCUCCGUCGUCUGCGAUUCUCCGCUUUCCUUCAAUCUGCAAUCCUGUGUUCGUCAGCAACUACUACGACACUUGCAAAUUCCCGAGAGUUGAUGCCGUCAAUUUCCUUCCACCAACAUCCACGAAGAUUUCCGCGGCCAAACAUCCCAAUCUUCCAUGCCUCACUGCGGAGAAGCAUGGGUUAAAGGAAAUCAAUUCGAUUGACAACUGUCGAACCUUAUCCGUCGAAGAAAAAGAAGAAGGAGACCACCAGUGGCGAGGCAGUUUCGAGAAGAAUCUCUUCGUGGCUGCAAUUAGAGCAUUACCUGGUAGACGGAUGAGUACCCUACUCGCCAAUUUCGAGAAAGAUGGCAACUUUGGUUGCAUUUCAGACUUCAACGACCUUCUCAAUGCAUUGGUCGCGGGCAAUAAGCUCAAUCUCGACCUCCCCCUGCAACUCUACUCCAGAUUAUCAUCCUACGGCUUGGAGCCUGAUUCGUCCACAUUUUCAGCCAUGAUCGAAUGCCACUGCAAGAGAAACGAUGUUGAAGAAGCGGAAAGGGUUUUGAAUCAGAUGCUGGACAGUGGGUGUGCCCCGCCAGAAGUCACAGUGUUCACCACAUUAAUCCACUGUUUCUGUCAAAGGGGGAAAUUGCAGAAAGCGUUUCGGGCUCUUGAAAUGAUGGAAAGGGUGGGGAGGAAACCUUCUGUUCAAACAUACAAUUGCUUGCUCAAGGGAUUGUGUUAUGUGGGGAGAGUGGAAGAAGCAUUUGAGCUGCUGCAAGAUAUCAAGAAAAUGUCCACUGUGCUACCCGAUAUGUACACGUACACGGUGAUGAUGGACGGGUUUUGCAGAGUGGGUCGAUCAGACGAGGCGAUGGAACUGAUGAACGAAGCUUUGGGGAUGGAGUUACAGCCAACGGCAGUCAGUUUCAAUGCUCUGUUCCAUGGGUAUAAUAAGGAAGGGAGGCCCCUAAAAGGAAUAAAACUGUUGCAGCAGAUGGAACAGAGAGGUUUAUCGCCUGAUUACGUUUGUUAUAGCACAUUGUUGCGAGGUUUGUUGCUGUGGCGGCAAAUUCCAGCUGCUGCCCGAAUAUACGAGCAAAUGGUGGGUUGCGGUUAUGAAGCUGAUGAAGGGUUGAUGAACAAUCUCCUGAGAGGUUUGUGCAAUAGGAGGACACUGGCCGAUGAUGGUCUUUUUCAAGUUGCACACCAGGUGUUCGAGAAAAUGAAAAAGAGGGGCUUCACCAUAGACUGCAGGGCUUAUAACGUUGUUAUCGAGGUCCUCUGUCGGUUGAAUAAAGUCGACGACGCUUUGGUGAGUUUGCGGGAGAUGAUUAACUUGGGUAGCACGCCGAGAGUAAUCACUCUGAACAUUUUGAUUCGAACUCUUUGUGAAAGAGGGGAGGCAAAUAAGGCAGUUGGUAUUCUAGUUCUCAUGUUAGAAAACCAUAUACAGCUGCCCAGAUUGUCAUAUGACAGUUUGAUUGACGAACUGAAUCGGCAAUGCAUGUAUUUUGGAGCUUCUUCUGUUUAUAGCUCGGCACUUGUUCGAGGGGUGGUUCCUCAGAAUGAGCCACACACGUAA